This is a messenger RNA of Solanum lycopersicum (tomato), 3217 nucleotides long. RefSeq names its product protein ANTAGONIST OF LIKE HETEROCHROMATIN PROTEIN 1-like. The record is from RefSeq and is a predicted model, not a curated record. NCBI's taxonomy places the organism in Eukaryota, Viridiplantae, Streptophyta, Magnoliopsida, Solanales, Solanaceae.
UCACUGGAGAAACAAAUUGAAGGUAAUUUGUAAAAAUCUACAUAUUUUUUCUUAUAGUGAAUUUUGUUUAGAUUGAACUUGCUUGAAUUGAUUUUUAUGAAUAUCUUCUCUUGUCUAGGUUUAAGAGUUACGAACGAUAAAAAUAUUUUCUCCUUGUGUUUUAUUUUUUCAUUCGACUGGCGCAACUAAUUUUUCGGGCUUGUUUGUUAAGUUUUGUAAUGUCCAUUAUUCCUGAAGCUAGUUUUGAGAUUUCUGACGAGAACUCUAUGACUUCACCUUUUCCGGUUAAUAGGGUAAUAUACUUUCAAUCGUGUUCGUAGGUCUUUCAUUUUUAGUAAAGACAUGCUUUCAAAUUUUGUGCACUCUAAAAAAAAUUAAGUUAUGCAUAUGAUGUGUUGUCAUGUUGAUGUUGUAUUGUAGAAACGUAAAAAAAUGAAUAAAUCACGUGGUUCAGCGGCUGAUAAAUGGACUGAUGAAGAAACAUCUAUCCUUAUAAGUGUCUUGUAUGAUGACGCGAGGAAGUCCAGAUUUAAAGGUUAUGCCAUCAGUGGUCCACGAUUAAUAGAAGUUAGGAAAGAGUUUUUUGAGAAAAUUGGAAAUCGAGAUAAGUUUGAUGAUGAGAGAAUUAAGUAAAAGAUUCAACGAUUAAGGGAAGACACAAAAACCUUCAAGGAUCUCCUUAGUUCUUGCUCUGGAUAUGGAUGGAACCCUACAACUAACACAAUUACAUGUCCAUCUCAUAUUUGGUCGGAGCAUGUAGCGCAAAAGAAAAAGAAGAAAAUAUAUAUUUCCAAGUACAGAUACCAUGGUCUUAAAGAUUAUGACACACUGGAUGAAAUUUUUGGAAACUCAUUUGCUACCGGGGACCAUGUCAUGUAUAGUACAAAUCCUAAUCUUCCACCAAAGUCAAAUGAAGUUAUUGUUGAGGAGUAUGAACCUUUUGAUGGUGAUGAUGAGCAUGUUGCUACUGUAAACACAUGUCAACCUAUGUCUCGAAAUACUGGUAGUGGUUCUGGUAGUGCAAAGAGAACUUUAGAACCUUCUGAGGGUGGAACAUCUACGCGUCGUAAAAAAAGGUCGUGCUACAAAUUUUAACCAAUCCCAUGAUUACUUUAGAGAACACUUGGAGUGGAAAAGAAACAAAGCAGAAGCAAAAGAAAGAAGAAAGCAGGAAGAGGAACAAGAACGAGCAGCAAAAGAAAAUGAAAUUGAUGUCUACUCUGAGGCAGCUGUCACCGUUCACUUACAAUUUAUUUUGGAAAAACAUGAUUUAGUUAACAAAAGUUUUUCACCAGCUGUGACUUACUUGCUUAACCCCAGCUUUCGCAAGAUAUUUGUUCACAUGACUGAAAAAAAUCAAGUUGAAUGGUUUAAAGACUUGCAAAAAGAUUAAGCCUUGCGUUAUUUUCAUGGUGUUAUAUUAUAGUCUAAUGCGUAAAUUAAAACAUCAAAGUUAAUUAUUUCUGUUGCACUUCGUUGUGAUGUAGACAUGAAUAUUUGUGUAAUGACUUCUUAUGUGUUAUUAACUUUCUUUUUAAUGAAUGAGUUUUCAAAAAAAUUUAUGAGAUGUACAUAUGUUAUCUUCUAUGUAUGUUUAGUUUCAUUUAUUAAAAUCUUCUUAAUUCUAGAACAUCUUUUUUUCAGUGUAUCUUUGUCUUUUAUACAUCUUCUCACAUAUGUUUUUGUGGUUUUCUCAGGUUUAAGUGUUGAUCAGUAGAUCAACCUUUUGAAGAGUUACGACAUAUUAAGGGAUACUCAUGAUUCAUAUUUGAUUUUCAAGUGUUAGUGACCCAUCCUUUCAAGUGUAAUAUUAAGUUGAAAAAUUAUGAGCAUUUCCAGUAGUGAUACCACUAGUUCAGACAGUGACAGUGACGAUUACAUUAUGUUUUGUGCUAUAGUUGAUCAUACUGAACAGGUUGUACGAGAAAGUAGGCUAUUAUCUCGCCAACCGCAGCAUACAUCUAGACCUGGUAUGGCAUGGGUUGUUGAUCUACUUCGGGGACAUCGUAUGCGUAUGUAUGAAUCUAUGCGUUUUUAUCCUGAAACAUUUGAGCAUCUUAUCAAAGUAAUAAGACAAAAUAAUUUGUUAUCAUCUGAUGGUAGAACCACACAUGUUCUAUUAAUGGAGUCUGUAGCUAUUUUCCUAACUGUUGUUGCACGUAAUGAUAGUCAACGAUCAGUAAGUGAAUGUUUUCAACAUUUACUCGAGACAAUUAACCGCCAUGUUAGAAGAGUUGCUGAAGCACUUUGUCAGUUGGCGCCAACAUAUGUAUAUCUAAAAAAUAUGAUCGGUGUACAUGCAAAAAUUCGCCACAACAAUCGCUUUUGGCCUUGGUUCAAGGAUUGUAUUGGUGCAAUUGAUGGAACAUAUAUUCAAGGGGAAGUCCCAAGAAAUAAGCAACAAGCAUAUCGUAAUCGUAAAGGAAAUACUUCACAAAAUGUUUUAUGUGCAUGCGAUUUUGACAUGAGGUUCACCUUUAUCGCAGCAGGCUGGGAGGGUACUGCCCAUGAUAGUAAAGUGCUUGAGAAUGCAAUUCUUGACUCAUCGGCCAACUUUCCAUUUCCAUCACAUGAUAAAUAUUACGUUGUUGAUGCUGGUCUAUGGAACACAAGAGGAUUUUUAGCUCCAUUCAAAGGAAUGCACUAUCAUUUGCAGGACUACCGAGGAAGUGAAAGAGAGCCUAAGAAUGGAAAAGAGCUAUUUAACUAUAGACAUGCUUCUCUGCGCAAUGUAAUUGAAAGAACUUUUGGUGCGUGGAAAAGUAGAUUCAGAAUACUAAGACAAGGCAUGAACAAUUAUGAAUGUGACAUGCAAGUGAAAAUAGUAAUUGUUUGCGCUGUAUUGCAUAAUUUUUUACAUGAACACCAAAGUAGUGAUGGAAUAUUCAAUGAAUAUGAAAAUGAUGAUAUGGUUGUUGAUGAAAGUGACGAACUAUUGGCUCAGGGAAACAACAUCGCUUCAUCUUCUCGAUCAUCUGAUUCGGAAAUGCAAGCUCAUCGAGAAGAGAUUGUUCAUAAAAUGUGGGAAGAUUAUAUUAAAGAAUAGGUUGAACUCUUUCAGAUGAGAAAGCAUAGGUUCUUCAGUGAUUGCAAUAUUUAUUUCCUUUUGUUUUCUUCUCUUUUUUUUCCCGAAUUUAUAUUAGUUGUAUUUUCAUUAUCAUGAUUAGUACCAAGACCUUUUCACUAUACGAAUAUUUACUGUAAUGAUUCUUGUUAA